This is a messenger RNA of Drosophila yakuba, 773 nucleotides long. RefSeq names its product wnt inhibitory factor 1. NCBI's taxonomy places the organism in Eukaryota, Metazoa, Arthropoda, Insecta, Diptera, Drosophilidae. The coding region runs from base 1 to 618 and encodes 205 amino acids. The record is from RefSeq and is a predicted model, not a curated record. The transcript is spliced from 3 exons.
AUGUUGCGCCGGUUGGUCUUCCUUCAGUUGCUGCUCUGGACAGUUGUAGAGGGCCACUACUACUACGACUACGGGUACUGGGAGAUCAACGAGCCUCCGCCGCUUUGUUCCGACUACGAAAUGCUGGUGGUCAACACCCACCAGUGCGUGAGGCGUUGCAACAUCGUCUGCCGGAAUGGAGUGUGCUUCGAGGACGGAGCCUGUCCCUGUGCCGACCAGUAUCUGGCGGGCAAUCCGGAUGGGUUGGUGUGUGCUGCAGAGUGCCUGCCCGGGUGCAGGGCGGCAGGCGGCUACUGCGCCGCACCAGACCUCUGUGUGUGCCGUAAGGACAGGCACUACUAUUUCGAUCCCCUCUCCCAAAAGUGCCGCCACAGGGCGGCCCGACUGCUGGAUCCCUGCCUGGGGCGCUGCACCCAUGGCACCUGCUCCUCCGACGGACGCUGCCUCUGUGCCCAGGGAUACGAGCUAAGGGACAGCCUGCUUUACGGUCAGCAAUGCAUGCCAGUCUGCGAUCACAACUGCGGACCACGUGCCUACUGUUUUGCUCCCAACUUGUGUGCCUGCCGGCAUAAAGAGCAUCAUUAUGCCCACAAUGGUGUCUGCUCCAGGGACUAUUGACUUAGAGGGGCAGUUGGAUAUAAUGGGGCUGUUUUAGGUCCCGCUGAUGACCCCUGGGUUUAAUAUAUGUAUUUAUAGAGUAGGUUUAUGAAUAACUAUAUUACGCUUUUAAAUAAAUUAUUAAUCUUAUAGAAAGGCAAUACGAAUAUACUAAA